UAUAAUCAGGAUAUUUCUUCUAGGCUGGCUGAAAAUUCAUUAAAAUUGUAGCACUUGAAUUAGAAAUAAAUCGGGUUAUUCAGUGUUUGGAAUAUGGUGGUUCAGAAGGAUAAAGAAUCUUUUUUCUCAUUUCAUAGUAUCAGCUGUGGAGUUCCCAAGAGUGCUCAGAUAAGUCUUAUGUAUUCAGUUCUAUUUUGCUAAGAAAGAAUUUCAAUAUGGACUUGCUAUUAUGAGAAUAUUGAGGUGUGAAAUUUGUAUCUCUAGGAAGAGGAAAGGCCAUCAAAAAUAAUUUCUUGACUGGGCAUGGUGGCUCACACCUGUAAUCCUAUUACUCUGCUCUGGGAGGCGGAGGCAGAUGGAUUGCCCAGAGUUCACAUGUUCCAAACCAGCCUGAGCAAGAGCGAGAUCCUGUCUCUAAAAAUAGCCGGGCAUUGUGGUGGGCGCCUGUAGUCCCAGCUAAUCAGCUGGCUGAGGCAAGAGACUAGCUUGAGCCCAAGAGUUUGAGGUUGCUGUGAGCUGUGUUAACUUGUCACUCUACCAGGGGUGACAAAAUGAGAUUGUCUCAAAAAAAAAAAUAAUUAUUAAGCCUGAGCAAAGAGUGAGACACACGCACACCCUCCACCCGAAUCUCUACUAAAAGUAGAAAAAUUAGCCAGGUAUGGUACUACAGGUAGUCCCAGCUACUCAAGAAAUUAAGACAGGAGGAUCAUUUGAGCCCAGGAGUUUGAGGUUGCAAUGAGCUAUGAUGAUGCCACUGCCCUUUAGCCUGGACAAUAGAGCAAGAUCCUGUCUCAAACAAAAAAAAGAUAGAAUUUUUCUUUGUUCUCUCUUCUCCAUCACUACCAAUAUUUCUCCCUCUUUUUAGUCAUUUGGUCUUUGAAUCCAUUGAAUUCUUGAGAUAACUUUUGGAAUUCUAAUUUGAUUUUAUUUGCUAUCCAGAUCCUGAAUUCAAUUUCUGACAUCUCAGCUAUUUGUUUGUGCAUGGGGUCUUGUGCUGUUUCUGCCCCAUUGAUCCUUGGGGGAGUUGAUCUACUCUGAUUAUUCAUAUUGCCAGAGUUUUUCUGUUGAUUUCGCCUCAUGAUUGUUUUUCACCAUUGCCUCUGGCUGUCCUCAGAGUUGGGGAGGUGUCUCUCCAAGAUUAGACCCCAGCGGGAUCACUCUAUUGUUGCUGGAUCUUUGUAGGGAGUAACCCUGUGUAGUUCCUCUGGGGCUGCUCUAGGUAGGGAGUUCUGGUUGUGGAAGCAGCUCCCGUUUGUGACACACCCGGAUCCAGCAACAGGGCUGGGGUUGGUGCGCACGGUUCUGGGAGUGCCAGGCGCCCAGUGACUUUGGCACAGAGAGACUUUCCCCCAGUCUCUGGCCAGGAGAAGAGCUCUGUGCAGAGGCAGGGAGGGCUCCAAAAGGCACGCAGCUACCAGAGUCCCUGUCCAGAUGAACGGGCUAGUGUGGAAGCUGGGAGGACACUGGAGGGAGGACGCAGGGUUGUGUGGCUCCCGCAGUUCCUGGUCAGGGAAUGUGGAGGCCCGGUGGGUGCGGGUCACUGGUCGGGGGUCGCUGCACAGCUCUUAUGGAGGUCUGGGCAGCGCCAAGCCCAGGAGUUUGAGGUUGCUAUGAGCUGUGACAUCAUGGCACUCUACCCAGGGCAACAGCCCAAGGCUCCAGUGUGCCAAAACCAUCUUACUCUGUCCCUAAGGAUUACGGCUGUAAGGCAGCUCAGUCCCCGCCUUUAGGCUGCUCAGUCAGUAGGUUACUUUGACCCUGAGGAAGGAGCUUGCCGGGGCAGUUCUUUCACAAUGGCUUCCUGCGCCCAGCUCAGUGGCUCAUUCUGGGGCCCCAGACAAUGCCCAAAGUUCUCCACACUCCUGCUCAAGCUCUCCCCAAGGCAGUUCAACUGAGUGCCAAGUCCAAGAAGACCGAAACAGUUCACAGGUUUUGCUGCAGAUAUUCCUGAAUUAUCCACAGUGCUGCACUGCAAAGAUGGUUCAGCUGACAGCUACCCCUGUGUUUGCCCUUGUUGAUGAGCCAGUGCAUAUCCGAGCUACAGGCCUGACCCCCUUUCAGGUGGUGACUCUUCAGGCAUCACUGAAAGAUGAAAGGGGGAACAUGUUUUAUUCUCGAGCCUACUAUAGGGCCAAUGAAGUUGGUGAGGUGGACCUAGAACGUGAUUCUUCACUAGGAGGGGAUUAUAUGGGCGUCCAUCCCAUGGGCCUCAUCUGGUCCCUGAAACCUGAAAAUUUAUUAACUAGACUAUUGAAAACAGAUGUGAUGAAUAGCCCCUUUCAGGUCCAAGUAAAACUUUACAACUCAGAUUUCCUACUAAACAAUAAAACUACCAGUGCUCCAAAGGCAAGCCUUACUUUAGAGAGGUGGUAUGUGGCACCUGGUGUCACAAGGAUCCAUGUCCGAGAAGGCCGCCUUCGAGGAGCCCUCUUUCUCCCUCCAGGAGAGGGACGUUUCCCAGGGGUGAUUGACUUGUUUGGUGGUGUAGGUGGACUGAUUGAAAUUCGGGCCAGUCUCUUAGCCAGUCGUGGCUUUGUCUCCUUGGCCUUGGCUUAUCGUGACUAUGAUGAUCUGCCACCUCAACCAGAGAUAACAGAUUUGGAGUAUUUUGAGGAAGCUGCCAACUUUCUCCUGAGACACCCUAAGGUCUAUGGCCCAGGCAUUGGGGUAGUCUCUAUAUGCAAAGGAGCUGAGAUAGGACUCUCUAUGGCUAUUCACCUAAAACAAAUUACAGCCACCGUACUUAUUAAUGGAACCUGCUUUGUUUUUGGAGUUCCACAGGUUUAUCAUGGUCAGAUCUAUCCACCUGUUCCCUACUCUUCACAAUUAACAACCAUCAAUACCUUGGGGUUAACAGAGUUCUAUCGCAUAUAUGAGGAAACUCAAAUUGUAGCCAGUCAGGGUUUUCUUCCCAUUGAAAAAGCCCACGGACAUUUCCUCAUCAUUGUGGGAGAAGAAGAUAAGAAUAUCAACAGCAAAAGGAAUGCUGAGCUAGCCACAGACCGGCUGAGGAGGAACGGCAAGAGCAACUGGACCCUGCUGUCUUACCCUGGGGCAGGCCAUCUGAUAGAGCCUCCUUACUCUCCACUGUGCCCUGCCUCAGGGAUCAUUACCUCCUGCUCAUCCAUACACUGGGGAGGAGAGGUGAUCCCACACGCAGCCGCACAGGAACAUUCUUGGAAGGAGAUCCAGAAAUUUCUCAGAAAGCAUCUUAUUCCAACUGUAACCAGUCAACUCUGAGAAGACUAGAAUCCUAAGAAAUUGAGAAGUUAAGCUCUUUACCAGCACCAAUUGAUUUUUGUGGAAGAAUGUGGGGUGUUUUUGUUUUUCCCUCUCACAUUUAGUGUUAAUUUGAGUGGUAAAAAUGGCACAGGGCUGAAAACUUGAUAGCUCAAUUAUACCACAUAGCAAGCUAACCAAAUUAGACAUGGGAAUACACUUACAAAGUAAUUUUACUUAUUAUUUCUAUGACUUUUAUUCCAAUUAGGCCUUUCAAAUAGGACCAAGAUACAGCACAUUGGCAAAAAUUAAAAAAGGCAAAUAGGAAUAGUACCAAUGUAAUAGAUACUGUAAAAAUAUCAUGCCAGCAAAACCUCAUAUAGUAACCCAUUAUCAGAUUACAGCAGCAGAAGAAAAUUAUUUCUAAAUCAUAAUCAUUUUAGCAGUUAUUUCUAACUCAUAAUCAUUUUACCAUUUAGCUUCACAAUGGUAGCUUUACAACAUCAUUCCUAAUUUGUGCAGUAGUAAAAUUCCAUCAAAAAGGAAAGGGUGGGAGUUCAUAGCACUAACGUUUUGGGAGAAAGACCUAGCAGAGGUGCCACCUUAUAGGACCAAACAGACUUCACACAUUUCCCCUAAUUCUUUAAGCUUGCUUUAUAUUUUUCUUUCUUUCUUUCUUUCUUUCUUUCUUUCUUUCUUUCUUUCUUUCUUUCUUUCUUUCUUUCUUUCUUUCUUUCUUUCUUUCUUUCUUUCUUUCUUUCUUUCUUUCUUUCUUUUUAUUAAAUCAUUGCUAUGUACAUUGAUAUGAUCAUGGGGCAUCAUUCACUAGCUUCAUAGACCAUUUACCAAGUUUCACAUAUACCCUUGUAAGAUGCACCACUGGUGUAAUCCCACCAAUCCCCUAACCUCUACUCACAUCCCCCCUCCCUCCCCUCCCUUUCCGCCUUCCCCCUAUUCUUAGGUUGUAACGGGGUUAUAGCUUUCAUGUGAGAGCCCCAAAUUAGUUUCAUAGUAGGGCUGAGUACAUUGGGUACUUUUUCUUCCAUUCUUGAGAUACUUUACUAAGAAGAAUAUGUUCCAGCUCUAUCCAUGUAAAUAUGAAAGAGGUAAAGUCUCCAUCUUUUUUAAGGCUGCAUAAUAUUCCAUGAUGUACACAUACCACAAUUUAUUAAUCCAUUCGUGGAUCAAUGGGCACUUGGGCUUUUUCCAUGACUUAGCUAUUAUGAAUUGGGCUGCAAUAAACAUUCUGGUACAAAUAUCUUUGUUAUG
Molecule: messenger RNA, 4488 nt
Organism: Nycticebus coucang (slow loris)
Lineage: Eukaryota; Metazoa; Chordata; Mammalia; Primates; Lorisidae
Gene: BAAT
Product: bile acid-CoA:amino acid N-acyltransferase
Exons: 4
Coding region: 1978-3240 (420 amino acids)
Biological process (GO): acyl-CoA metabolic process; fatty acid metabolic process
Cellular component (GO): peroxisome
Molecular function (GO): fatty acyl-CoA hydrolase activity
Source: RefSeq, a predicted model, not a curated record